AUGUAUAACCACUGUGAUAAAGGGCUGCUGCUUAACAGCCUCCUGGAAAUUAAGAAGCAGAGAUAAAUGCUGGAGUCAGAUAUGCACAAACUAGAAAAGAAACUGCAAGCCCAUGAUGAGUCACCAAAAGAAGUCUGUACAUGCUCUCAAUUAGGGAAUUUAUUAUCUCAGCAUCUGGGAAGUUCUUUGACCAAUCCUCUUGACUUUAUGGGUAUUGAUGGAUACCUGAACACCUUGAUGGAGAAUGGCACCAUAUCCAGUGAAGGAGGCUUCCAGGCUCAGAUGGAUCAAGUGAAAAGACAGUGUGCAGACUUUCACCAUGACUGUUGUGGGAUCAUAGGCAGCCUUAGGGCCAUAAACAUUUCUGGGGAUAUGGGAUUCUCUGGAAACAUGGGCAUCUCUGAAUCGAGGGGCAUCUAUGGGGCCACAGGCAUCUCUGGCAACGUGGAUAUCUCUGACACUAUGGACUGCUCUGAAAACAUCAGCAUCUCUGGGAGCAUGGGCAUCUUUGGGGACACAGGUAUCUCCAAGGCCAGCACAAAAGAAGCAGGCUGCUAUAAGCAACGGGAGCUUGAAACUCAUCACUUCCAUCCAAAUAGCAAGAAAAGAGUUGAGCAAAUUGAAGAUCCACAGCUUUUUAAAAGAUCCAUCAGAGAAUUUAGAUCACAGGACAAACUACUUUCCCCCAAAUUGGAGAGACAUGCAGAUACAGAGGAAUCACAGUUUAUCAGAGCAGAAAGCCAAGAAUAAAAACCUCCAUGUGAACCAGUAGGAGGUAGGAAAACUUAACAUUUAAUUGAAAUAUUACUGGAGACUCGGUAUAGAAAAGUUUGAGUUAAAAAAAACCAAAAACCUCCAAGUGUACCCAGGCACCCCAUUGAGGGCUUCUAUCAAGAAUACAUGCUGUACUUUUUCAAAUGCUUUUUCUCCAUCUAUUGAGAGGGUCAUAUGGUUCUUAUCCUUUCUUUUAUUAAUGUAGUAUAUCAUGUUAAGUUAUUUGCAAAUAUUGAAUGAUGCUUGGAGAUGUUGGUCAAAAUGUAAAAGCUUUUAAUUACAAGAAUAAAUUUAGGGAUCUAAAGUGCAGUAUGCUAACUACAGUUAACAAUACUGCAUUUUAUACUUGGAAGUUGCUAUGAGAGUAGAGCAUUAAUGUUCUCACCAUAACAGUAACAAAAUGGUAAUUAUAUGAGGUGAAAAAUGUUUUAACUAACCUAACUUGGUAAACAUUUUACAAUAUAUAUGUGUAUCAAAUUAUCACAUUUUAUACUUUAAACUUAAAUAAGAUUACAUAUCAAUUAUACUAAAAUAAGCUAGGAUAAGUUAAGAAAAGAAUACAAAUCAGAGUAUACUCUCAGACACAGUAGAAUUAAACUAAAAUUUGAUAACCAAAAGGUAACUGGAAAAGCCCAAUAUACUAGGAGAUUAAACACACGGGUCAAAGAAUAAUUCUCAAGAGAAAUUUAAAAAUAUUUCUAACUAAAUGCAAAUUAACAUACAAGUUAUCAAAAUUUAUGGGACACUGUGAAAGUAAUACUUAGGGGAAACUUUAUAUCAUUGAAUUAGAAAACAAGAAAGAUCUAAAAUAAAUAACCUAAGAUUCUACCUUAGGAAACUAGGAAAAGAAGAGUAAACUAA
This is a messenger RNA of Felis catus (domestic cat), 1635 nucleotides long. It is a transcript of the gene MTMR8, whose product is annotated as myotubularin related protein 8. Lineage: Eukaryota; Metazoa; Chordata; Mammalia; Carnivora; Felidae. The record is from RefSeq and is a predicted model, not a curated record.